Thyridium curvatum is the source of this 7413-nucleotide messenger RNA. RefSeq lists its product as uncharacterized. The coding region runs from base 1 to 7413 and encodes 2470 amino acids. Gene Ontology annotation, biological process: fatty acid biosynthetic process; secondary metabolite biosynthetic process. Gene Ontology annotation, molecular function: phosphopantetheine binding; fatty acid synthase activity; oxidoreductase activity. The transcript is spliced from 11 exons. The record is from RefSeq and is a predicted model, not a curated record. NCBI's taxonomy places the organism in Eukaryota, Fungi, Ascomycota, Sordariomycetes, Thyridiales, Thyridiaceae.
AUGCGAGGCAAUGAUCCUCUUAGGGUGCAUCUCGCACAACCCAACGGGACACAUUCGUCUACCGCCGCUCAAGAUAAGCCAAUGACCAAUGGCAACAUCGCCUCGGAUGAGGGCAGGGCUGAUGUUGAGCCAAUUGCAAUCACCGGCAUGGGAAUGCGGCUUCCGGGAGGCAUUCGCGAUGCUGAAGGCUUCUGGGAUCUCCUAGUAAACGGCCGAAAUGGGCGCUGUCGGGUGCCAACUAAUCGCUACGCCGUCGACACGUGGUACGGACCGGGCCAGUCGCUCCAUGUUGGAACCAGACACGGCAAUUUCUUGCAAGAUUACAACCCAGCACAGGUCGACACCAGCUUCUGGUCCAUGUCAAAAGAGGAGGUGGAGACGAUGGAUCCAGAACAGAGGCUAUUGCUCGAGGUGGUGUAUGAGACUUUUGAGAGCUCCGGCUGGCGGGAGUUUCGCGGUGAAGAGGUUGGUGUGUACGUCGGCACCAUGGGGAAUGAUUGGGACAAGAUCGAGCUGCAGGACAGCCAGAACCUGGACCCGGUGCGCGCCGACAUAUAUGGCGACUACGUGAUGGCCAAUCGAGUGUCGUACGAGUUCAAUCUCAAAGGUCCUAGCAUCGUAUUGCGUACGGCGUGCUCAUCGUCGCUCUCGGCACUUCAUAUGGCAUGUCAGGAUAUACGGUCUGGAGAAUGCACGGCCGCCGUGGUCUGCGGAACCAACCUCAUCCUCACGCCCCGCGACACGGUCAUCAUGACAGAGCAGGGUGUCUUGUCUCCAUCCGGCUCGUCACGGUCGUUCGAUGCGGACGCGGACGGGUACGGGCGUGGAGAGGCCGUGAACGCAAUCCUCGUGAAGAAGUUGUCCGAUGCGGUCCGCGAUGGGGAUCCCAUUCGUGCUGUCAUCCGGAACACUUGUAUCUCGGGCGAUGGAAGAACCCCUGGACUGACAGUGCCGAACCCAUCCAGCCAUGAGAAGCUGAUCAGGAGGGCAUAUCGGGCCGCAGGUAUCAAAAACCUAUCGACAGUUGCGAUGAUCGAGUGCCACGGAACAGGAACUGCGGUUGGUGAUCCGAUUGAGAUCGAGGCAAUUGCCAAUAUCUGGGGCGAGAAAGGCAUUCAUAUUGGUUCAGUCAAGCCAAAUAUUGGACAUGGGGAAGGCGCAUCCGGGCUGUCAAGCGUCAUCAAGAUGGUUCUUGCCCUGGAACACUCGACAAUUCCACCUAACAUUAAUUUCAAGAAACCCAAUCCGAGAAUCCCGUGGGAGGAGGCGAAGCUCGUUGUCCCAACCAAGGCGACUCCCUGGCCGCCGGGUCGGUUGGAGCGAGUGUCUGUCAACAGCUUUGGCAUUGGAGGCGCAAAUGCUCAUGUUAUCCUCGAGUCACCCACGUGCGCCAACGUUGCGGCACAGCACUGCAACAACACUCCACCUCCGGACAUCCCUGGUCGGCACUUUUUGCUUCCCUUUUCUGCCACAAACCAGCAUUCGACAUUCAGUCAAGUGGAGAACGUCGGUAUUUACCUUUCCAGGAAUCCUGAAAAAUUACGAGAUACGGCCUACACUCUAGCCGCACACCGGGAAGCGCAUGUGUUUCGUGCGUUCUCGGUCAUACGACAUCCCGAUGAAGGAACCGAACCCCCAAAUAUCACCAAGCCCACACAGAAAAUACCGCCGUUAAUAUGGGUCUUUACGGGCCAAGGGGCGCAGUGGGCCCAGAUGGGCAAGGAACUCAUCGAGAAUGUACCCUUAGUGAGCCAGAGGCUGGAAGAGCUGCAAGGAUACCUCGAUGACCUCCCUGAACCUCCUUCAUGGACGCUAAAAGAAGCAAUGAUUGCGCCCCAGGGACAGAGCCGCCUAUAUGAGGCCGAGUUCUCCCAGCCCUGCCUUGCCGCCCUACAGAUCACCCUCGCGGACCUACUCCGCUCAUGGGGAAUCCAGCCAGCGGCAGUGGUGGGACACUCUUCUGGGGAGACAGGCGCUGGCUAUGCCGCCGGCGUCAUAAGUGCCAAGGACGCAAUGACUUUGGCCUAUCAUCGCGGUCAGAUCACGCCUCCGCUGAAGGCUGCUCACCGAGGCGGCAUGGCGGCUGUCGGUUUGGGCAAAGACCAAGUGGAACCGUAUUUGGAGCCGGGCGUGAUUGUUGGCUGCGAGAAUUCACCUUGCAGUGUUUCCCUUUCUGGCGACAUAGACGUUUUGCACCGAGUCAUGGUGAAUAUUAAAGAGGCGCAUCCGGAGGUGCUGUGCCGUGCCUUACAGGUCGAGUGCGGGUACCAUUCGCCACACAUGUUCGCCAUCAGGGAUAACUUCGACAAUAGGGUGGCUGGCGUGGCGCACGGCAAACCACCACAGGUGCCAUUCUAUUCCUCCGUGACUGGAAAACUGAACGCCGACUUCCCUCGCAAAUACUGGUCCACCAACAUGGUGUCUCCAGUUUUAUUUAGCACUGCGGUCGAGGCUUUGCUAUCGGAUUUCCCGAACGCAGCUUUCAUCGAGUUGGGCCCGCACUCAGCAAUGGCUGGUCCCUUACGCCAGAUUCUCCAGAAACACAAUCGGACAGCAGAGUACAUCCCUACACUCGUACGCAAUGUGGAUGGUCAUGUAUCGAUCCUCAAAGCUGCGGGUCAGCUUUGGGCGCAAGGAUUCGAGAUUGAUCUGAACAGAGUCAACGCCGCUGGUAAGCUCCUCACAGACUUGCCGACCUAUCCUUGGCAUUAUGACGCAGAGUAUUGGGUAGAAAGCAGGCUUUCCCGCGACUGGAGAUUGCGCCAAUUCGAUCACCAUGAACUGCUUGGCAGCCGAGUUCUGCAUACUGGCGAUGCCGUGCCCGCAUGGCGGUGCAAGCUUCGGGUAGAAGAUGUGCCAUGGCUGCGAGACCACAGCUUUGGAGGCGACAUUUUGCUUCCAGCAACCGCAUAUAUAACGAUGGCUGGUGAAGCCAUCCGCCAACUGACAAAUUCCAGGGACUACUCGGUCCGGAAUGUCAGGUUUCUCUCUCCCCUCAUGCUGGGUGACGAGGCCGUCGAAGUGAUCACCGCUUUGGUACCAGUGCCAGAAACACCCGACGAGGCAUCGCCGUGGUACAAUUUUUCAAUCUCUGCCUUGCAUGGAGAAAUUUGGACACGACUGGUCACAGGUCACUGUCGGGGUGGUGCUGCCUCCAAGUUGCCACAUCUGCAUACCCCGAAAACUCUCCCUCGUAAAAUGUCUCCGGACAUGUUCUACUAUACCUGCCAGCGAUGGGGUCUUACCUACGGUCCCAAGUUCCGCGGUCUUGCCGACAUAACAUCCCAAAUCGAACAAAGCAAAGCAGGGGCCACAGUUUCAGAUCUCAUUCCUACCUCACAACGUACGUCUUACUACGCGAUCCAUCCGACUACUCUAGAUUCGAGUCUUCACAUAUGCAUGGUGGCGGCUUGCCGAGGCCUCGAACGCAACUUCACGGUUGCCUCAGUGCCCAAAUCCAUUGACGAGAUGUACGUCGCUGAGAAGCGGGCCGGAUCUGUUCAAGUCGAAGGCGAGACAAGCGAGCAAUUGAAUGGCGGCUCCGUUGCCGACGUGAUUGGCGUCUCCAAUGGUAAACUUGUGUUCCAUCUACACGGCCUCCAGGUCACCCCUUUUGGACCGAACAAGACUGUGGAUGAUGACCCACAUGCCGGAGCUAUCAUUGAGUGGAAAGCCGACAUCGACUUUGUUGACCCUGCAAGGCUGUUUAGGCAUGUUGAUAGCGUACAACGAAUGCACAGGCUUGCGUUGGCAUGCCUUUUGGAGACUCGAUCCCAGUUAUCAGGACUGCAAAAUCACGGCCGACACUUGACGUCCUUCAAAGUGUGGCUCGACACAAUUCACAAGCGCGCUGUCAACGGCGCUUACCCCGGAGUGCUCGACUACCAUGAACUGGCUACGAUGAAGCCAGAUGCCCGCCGAUUCAUCAUCGACAACCUACUGGAUAUCUGUGAAAAGGAAAGUGGAGACUUCCGAGACCUCGCCAGUCGAAUUCACUGGGUACACUCCCACGCCAAAGCUUUCUUCGAGAUGAACGGUAUCUCGAAUCCUCCACCUCCGAAGGACCCUGAUGUUGACACCUGCCUAUCCGAGUUUCUUGGAAACGAGGUCGAUUUGUCACAAUUCUUCUCUCUCUUGUGGCAUCAAAAUGCUAAAGCCCGCAUUCUGCUGAUCGAAUCCGGUAAUGGCAAGCUGCUGGGCCGAGUUCUCAGAAGCCUGAGUUCCAAGAACGGUGAUGAUCGCGACCUGGUUGUAUCCGUUCCCACCCAGGAAGCGGCGGAUAGAGUCAGGGAGCGCUUUGCAAAUGCGACCGGCGUGGUAUUAAACAUCGUGGACGCCCUUCAGGGGCUCUCUCAAUCAACACACGAUCUUGUCAUUAUCGCCGAUGACGAGCUCAGCCAGGGCACAGGCCGCGCGGACUACCUCCACCAUAUUAGGAGCCUCCUACAGCCACGGGGAAGACUCUUGAUCCAGCAAGCAGAUCCUAGCUGCGCAAUAGCCGGUUAUCUCAGAGCGUUAGAUUAUGAUUAUUGGCCCAUAAAAACUUCAAAGGCCGAGGAGGCACACGAAGGUUUCAAGAACGUCUUGCAAAAGGCUGGUUUUGACGCAAACGAUGCGACAUUCUGGAGUAGCGCUUCCAGCAGCAUCAUACUCGCACGCCCAGCAACUAUACAAAGUCCCCGACCAAAAAGAAUAACAGUCCUCUGUCGCGACACUACACAUCCUCUCAUCUCUUCUUUGACUGGCUACCUGACAGAAAGUCAAGAUAUCAAGCCCUCCUUUCUCACCAUUGGCCAGGACAUACCCUCUGGUCAGCCGGUUCUGAGUCUGUUGGACCUCGAGAGCCCCUUUCUGCACGACAUAACACCCGACAUGUUUGUGUCGUUCAAGAAGUCUAUUUUGUCUAUGCAGGACGCUCCAAUGCUUUGGGUCACGGGCGCGUGCCAGGUCGAGUGCCAAAAGCCAAAUUAUGCCUUAACAGUUGGAGCCUUGCGUACCAUACGCAACGAGACAUCGGCUGACAUUGUCACACUGGAGUUGGAUAGUUUCGAUAAUACAGGGUGGGAGGCUGUUGCGGAUGUGCUUGGUACGCUUCCGCAUCGUAAUCUGGGGGGUGGAGCCACCAACCCAGAUUCAGAGUAUGCCUUCUCCGAGGGAAUUAUCAAGACCAGCAGGUUUCACACUGUCAAAGUGUCCGAGGAACUACUCGAACAGAACGCGUCUUGUGGGCUAAAGAGGUUGGUUGUUAGCAAGGCUGGGCCAAAGACAUCUGCUAGAUGGAAACGGGCUGAGGCAACCGAAGUAAGUGGCGACUUGGUGGAGAUUCACGUCAAAAUCACGAAGAUCUCGGGAGGCGAUAAUGCUGGGACCGACGGAAGCGGUGUCAUUAGCCGUGUUGGGCCCCGCGUGCAAGCUCUUCAAGCUGGCGAUAGAGUUGUCUUCUUCGGCAGCAACGCCUGCUCGACACAUGCAGUGCUUUCUGAGAAACAGUGUGUCAAGAUUCCGGGCACAAUCACGAACAAGGAUGCAGCUGUUCUCCCUUCAGCGCUCAUACAGGCAUUCUAUGCGCUAGACGAGGUCGCAAGGAUCAAAAAGGGCGAGUCUGUCUUGAUCACAAAUCCUUGCAGCAUCGCAGGGCUAGCUGCGAUAAAGCUGGCUAAAAUGGCCAGGGCUGAAGUGUAUUGCACGGUGGUGUCUCCAGAAGAGGCAGAUUACCUCGAGCAGUAUGGUGUGCCAAGGGGUAGGGUAGCUGACGUCAAGGCUACCAGUCUCGCCAAAUCGCUAGGCAGAGACUGCUUCGAUAUUGUGCUCAGUCUCGAAGGUGGUUCAAGUCCAGGAGAGGCCUGGAACCAUACUGCACCGUUCGGCAAGUGCAUCAACUUGAGUGAAAACCCAAGCGAGGCCAGCAAAGACAAGCAAUCAACAUUGCACAGCAACAACCGAGCCUACGUUAGCGUAGAUAUCAAGCAGCUGGUUCUGCAUCGCCCUGACGUUUGCCACAGGCAAGUCAUGCUCCUCACCAAGGCUCUUGAACUGCAAAAAGAAGGCCUCAUGCAAUCAACCAUCAAGGCUUUCGACGCAGCCGAUGCUGAAUAUUCUCUCGCCUAUGUGCAAGGUGGCCCAACCAAAACUUGGGAGGAAGUCGUGCUCAUGAUGCCCGACGAUACGGAUAAUACCGCACUAAAAGUAGCACCUAACAGACUCCAAACACGACUGCGCCCAGACAGAACUUACAUUUUCGUGGGCGGACUCGGCGGCCUGGGUCAAGCUAUUGCGCGGUUUCUCGUCGAGAAAGGUGCGCGGCACCUCAUCUUCUUCUCCCGGUCCGCCGAGGCAGCCGUCCAGCAGUACGCCGACUACAUCAACGAACUUGAGUACCAAGGCUGCACCGUCAAGACCAUAUCCGGCGACGUCAGCUUGAUGGAGGACGUGCGGCGCAUGCUCGCAGCCGUCAAUCAGUCGCACCCCGUCGCUGGCGUCCUUCACGCGGCCAUGGCCCUGCAGGACGUCAACCUGGCCGACAUGUCACACGCUCAAUGGCAGCGCUGCGUCCUGCCCAAGGUCCGCGGGGCGUGGAACCUGCACAACGCGCUGCAGCUGCCGACGGAGCCGCUCGACUUCUUCUUCCUGUUCGGCUCCGUCUCCGGCCUCGGCGGGCAGGUCGGGCAGGCCAACUACGCGGCGGCCAACGCCUUCCUCGACGCGUUUGCGCAGUACCGCCGCUCGCUGGGCCUACCCUGCUCGGUGCUCGACAUCGGCAUGAUGCGCGGCGUCGGGAUCCUGGCGCGGGAGACGUACCGGCUCGAGGCGAUGCGGGCGGAGUCGCUGCAUGCGCUGCACGAGCAGGAGCUGCUGGACGCGCUGGAGCUGAUGCUGGCGAGGUCUUAUGCGGAUGAUAGGUCCGAGCGAGGUGGGCGUUCCAUCGCGGACGGGUACGUGAGCAAGGGGCAGAUGGCGAUCGGGUUGAGGUUUGGCAGUACGCCCGCGCCAUCGAUGAGCCAAGCGGCGUGGCAGCGCGACCCGCGGACGCUGUUCCUCCAGACGGGUAAUGCCGGGCCUCAGAAUGGUCAGAGCGUUGCGGAUGAAGGGGGUGCAGCGAGCCUCAAAGAGUUCCUUCACAGUUGCAACUCGGACCCGUCGUUGCUCGAGACAGACAGAGCGGCAACGUACUUGGCACGGGAAAUUGCUGCAGCCCUGUCGGCUUUCAGGAUGCGGGACGGCGAGGAGCUGGAUCUCGAUGCGUCUAUGGAAACGGUCGGGGUCGACUCUCUGCUUAGCAUCGAGUUGCGCAACUGGUUCAAGCAGAAGGUAGGAGUACUCUUGAAGAUCCCCGAGAUUCGAGGCGCGGACAGUGUCAGAGGAUUGGGUGCGCUUGCUGCGAAGAGGAUUUCAGAACGCCUACAGAGUCGUUAA